AAUCUUUACAUUGAAUAUAUGUGGCGUCAUAAUCCUGAUCGCAACCAAUCCUAAAUGCGAUUGCAUUGCAAUUUUUUUCAUGUUUAUUUUCAAAUCUAUUCAUUCCAAUCUCAUUUUGAGUGGGUUGGAUUUUUUACUAAAUGCUUUUAUCACUGAAACCUAAAUACCUCAUUGAAUAAAUUUCGUAGCUUGUAAAUUGCAUAUGAUCGAAAAAACUUCAAUCAUCCUCGAUACCGAUCAUCAUCAUCAUCAUCAUCAUCAUUAUCAUCCGAAUCUCCAUGGUGAAUAUAUAUUUAAAAUUUUUCUGGUCUAUUUUAUAUUAAUAUAUAGGCAACAUCAACAAUUUUCAUCGAGAAUGAGAAAAAAAAAAUAUUGUAUAUAUAAUUUUACAAUACACAUACCUGUAAGAGAGUAGAAACAACAGAGAAACAAUCGUUGUCGAAACCACGACCACAACCAGUCUGAUCAUCAAGAGCAAUUGAAGCGGUUGAAAAUCCAGUCUAUAUCAUUAAAUGUUUAUUCUCGAACGUUACCCGAUUUUUAUUCCCUGCCAUCAUAUUUGUCUCUUUCAAAUUAUCAUGAAAGAGUGAAGACGAAAAAUCAACUAGUUUGUGAAUACCAUAAUGUGUUUUACAUGAUCCUCAUCAUCAUGGUUAAUGUAAUAAUACAGGUGGAAGAUAUCUUCACUUUUGUUUGUCUGUGUCUGAGGCCAUGUAUAAAAUAAUUAAGAUAAACGAAAUUGACAGAAAUGAUCAAAAUUCUGUAUUCCAUCUUAUUGGCAUGAAAAUAUAUCUGCUAUAAUUCGUCCAGAAUGAAAUGAUUCAUCCUGCCAAUAUCGCAUAGAAAACUUUAAGUAGUGAAAAAAAAUUUGUCUCGCCAACAGCAUCAAAAAAAAUCGACAAACUUUAUAAACCGAAAUCGAUCUCAUUUUCCUUUUCUUGAGUUUAUAUCAUCGAUCAAACUCCAUCGCGUCAUUCUAGAUUAACCCAAAUUCACAAGUGAAUAAAAUCUGAUCAUUUUUCACUUGGUUUUUACAAUUGAAAGGCUGCGUCUGCAGCGGUGCUGGUACAAGCAACGAAUUUGCAUGUACAGGCUUUGAGAAAGCAAAUUUUUUCAAUCGUUUUCAACAUUCCUUAUUUUUUUCCAAGAAAAAAUUUCUGCUCAAAAUAUGGCAAUAAAUACCCUCUUAAAUCCACAUCAUUCAUCAUCAUCCACUGAAGAUGAAGAAGAUAUCAUAUCACCACAAAUGCCACAAUCAAUUAUGAAUCCAUUGGUAGCCAGAAAAAGGCAAUCAUUCGAUAAUUCGAUGUUUCAUUUUCCAAAAUUAGAUGAAUGUGCUCAUUUCCAUUAUGAGAGUGCCGAAUUGGAUGAUUUUCAUGCAUCAUUAAUUGUUAAUAAUCAUCAAUGCAAUAAUCUACACCAAUCAAAUAAUGGUCACUUGUUGACUGUUGAAUUCAUACAAAAUCUACACAUUUUUGUCCGCGUUCACUGUUCACAACGAUCAUGGACCGUACGACGAGAUCUUCGAGAUUUUAGCUUUCUUGAUGUUCAGCUACAUAAAUGCAUAUUCGAUAGACAACAUUCGAAAUUGAUGAAAUUGGAUAUGGAUUGCUUUUUCACUUCGUUUGAUAGCAUGGAUUCGAUAUUAUAUCACAUUGAUAAUUACUUGGAACGAUUAUCGACUAUUGUCGAUACAUCAUUGUUAACAUGUGGCCCAAUUCUACAUUGGUUCGAAAUGGACAAUCAUGGAAAUCGUUUAAUCAAAGAGGAAUCAGAUAUUAAUACACCAGCCAUUGGGGCAGCAUUCGUAACGAAAAAAUAUUGUAAAAAAGAUGUAGAAACAGAAAUAUCAUUAGAUAUUGGCGAAUUAAUUUCCGUGAUUGAAAUGCCACCGCCCAAUGAAUCCUUCUAUUGGAAGGGCAAAAAAGGUUUUGAGGUUGGUUAUUUCCCAGCUGAAUGUGUCAAAUUGAUCGAUGAUGAGAUAUCGAAGAAAUCGGACCUACGAUCAUUACGACCGUUAAAAAAAUGUGUAUCGCCUACGCCUGUCGGCCGUCAGCCACGGCAAAAAAAUGGUGGUGGCGUUGAUUUAAUGAAUUCGUCAUUCAGUGAUAGUGAUGAUAAUGGCCAUGACCAAGCUGAUGAUCAACAAUCAUUAGCGUCACGGAAACGAACAAAGAUUUCCGCACUGUUUCGUAACUUUGUUACUGGUUUUCGUAUGCGUCGUCGUGACCAAUUACGUCGUAGUGGUAUACUUAAAGAACGGGUGUUUGGUUGUGAUCUUUGUGAACAUUUAGAAAAUUCUGGCCAUGAAUAUCCUUUAGUAUUGACUGCUUGCUGUUCAUAUAUUGAACAAUAUGGGUUUAAUACCAAUGGUAUAUAUCGAAUAUCCGGUGUUGUUUCGACGAUCAAUCGAUUAAGGGCAAUAUUUGAUGAAGAUCGUAUUCCGAUCGAAUUGUUAGACACCAAUAACGAUUUGAGCCGUCAAAAUGAUGUUGAACCAUUAGAUUUACAUGCUGUCGGAUCAUUAUUGAAGCUGUAUUUUCGAGAAUUACCUAAUCCAUUGCUAACCUAUGCAUUGUUUGAUUCAUUCAUAUCGACUAUGCGUAAUGAUACAAUCGACGAAAAUGAACGUAUUCAAAGUAUAAGAAAAUUGGUCCGCCGAUUACCCCCACCACAUUGGCGAACAUUGCGUUAUCUUAUCAAACAUUUAGCACAUGUUUCCGAAUUUCAUGCUCAUACUGGUAUGACAACGAAAAAUAUUGCCAUUGUUUGGGCACCAAAUUUAUUGCGUACAAAAACACUUGAUCUCGGUAAAGAAGCGUUACAAAUUGUCGCUACUCAGGCAGUUUUAACUGAAUUCUUAAUCAUUAACUGUGAUAAAAUAUUUGAUCGCGAAGAUGAGCUACAUCCAUCGAAAUCGCUUUAUUCUUCGUUUGUAGAUACGAAAGAAUAUGGCCAAAAAUCACCACCACUAUCAUCGAAAUGUCUAAAAUACAUCGAAGUUGGACCUGAAAUUGUUCCAGGAAAAUUUCAUACAAUUAUAUCGUGUCGCCCAUCACAAUCAAAGCGAUCAAAAUUUAAUUUACAAAACUUUAAAUUUCAAAACCUUUUUACAACACGUGCUUCUCCAUCAAAUAGUGUUCGAUAUCGGUCUUCACCACAUCAUCCACUUCAACAUCGUCGUACGGUUUCAACUGGCUGCGAUGAUGAAAAAUCCAUCAAAAAUCGCCAUAGUGCUGGCAAUAUGAAAAAACACAUCGACAUGACAAUCAAUGAAUCCUUAUUGAAUACUUGCCAUUCAAUGAAACAUACAGCCAGUUUUCAGAGUAAAAUUCUAUGCUUUGUAAACAACAAUAAACCAGUGAAACGAUCACAUUCAUUUGAUUCAUAUUUUAAGAAAAUGAAAACUGGAGAUAUAAAUCGUCCUCGUCAACAUAUAACCCAUGGACGACAACAACCUGAUGAUGAUAAUAAUAAUACCAUUAAUAAUGAUCAUGUGGGUAAAAUGGUAAUAGCAGAUACAACUGCUAGUGAACAUCAUCACCGAAUCGCUGAUGAAACCAUUUUUGAAGAUGAUGAAAAAUUGGCCUCCAAUGAUUGUGACGAUGAUGAUAUAUUGAGAAAAAAAUAUACCGAAGAAUCAGAAUAUAUGAAAAAAUCAACAGGGACUAGAUCUGAAUCAACUCCAAAUGGUUUAACAUUGACACUUAUAUCAUCGUCAGAUGAUGAUGAUGAUGAUGAUAAGGAAAAUUUCGUUGACCAUAACCGCAGUAAUUCCAACAAUAGCUAUCAAAGCAGCUUUUAUAGCCAUAGUAGUAGCCGGGUUAAAUCACCCAUUUUAGAUCCAGAUAUAUUAUCAUCAUUACCACCAACAUCCAUUUUCGAUCUAUAUCCACCGAUAACGACUGCAUUUGGGGAGUCAUCGACUAUCAAGCAACUAUCAUCAUCAUUCAAUGACAAUGAAUUCGAUGAAAAUGAUCAUACAUCGAAACAAUCGUUGAUCAUUAACAAUAAUAAUAUAUCAUCAUCCUCAUCGUUAACGGCGACAAGUCCUACGAUGAAUUUCGAAAUCGAAUUGGAUCCAAAAAGUUAUCGAAUGUCAUAUCCAUCUGCAUUUACUGAUCAUCAUUAUCAAACUGUUGUUGCUGAAACUGGUAUAAAUCGAGAGAAAGUCGAACACUACAAAAAUGAACGUCGUCGAAUAUUACAGCAACGAUAUCAGCCUUUAUUGGAUUGUAAUAAUAAAUCGAAUGCUGAUGACGGUCUUCACCAUAAUGACAACCAUUGCAAUCCUGAUCAUACCGUACAGCUUCGAAAAUCUAUUCAUAAUCCUGACAAUGAGAAUCAUCAUUGUCAUUCAACACAGGCGACAAAUACAUUGCCAGUAAUCAAAAUGACACCAUUACGUACGGUGAAUAAACGACAACGAAUCAUCAUUGAUGAUCAUAAUGAAUUGAAUCCAUUCUUAAGAAAUGAUCUGUGAUUAAAAAAAAAUAUAAUCAUCAAAUUAUAGGAUUUGUUCCAUUAUAGGAUUCCAGAUAUGACCAACUAUUGAACCGAAUAAUAUACUCAUCAUUAGAUAAACGAAUAAAAAUCUCAACUCAUACUUGAACCAUUUUUUUUAUUUUGAUUAAUUUUUUCUUUUUUUUGUUUUAUUAUUUGUUUGUCUAAUUAUUUUUUUUUUUUUGUAACUUGUAUUAGUUUGGUAUGUAAGCACCAAGUGUAUUUUUCUCUAUCUUUUUUUUAUUCUUUGAUGCACACUCAUAUGGAACGAAAAUUUUUUUCGAUAAAAUGUAACUCAUUUCAUUUCAUUCGUUAAUAAUUACAGACCAAGUACAAAACUGAUUCCAAUAGCAAAAAAUGCUCAAGUAAAUUUCAAUAGUUGCAAUAUUUUAUCAUCAA
Messenger RNA from Dermatophagoides farinae (American house dust mite), 4902 nucleotides. NCBI's taxonomy places the organism in Eukaryota, Metazoa, Arthropoda, Arachnida, Sarcoptiformes, Pyroglyphidae. The record is from RefSeq and is a predicted model, not a curated record.